AUGGCGUCCUCCAACGGGGUAUCACCGCUUAUGCCGCGGUCGCCAUCCAACAUUAACGCAAACAUGUCACCGUCCAGAGCGAAAUCUCUUACAAUGAGAAAGUCAAUAUCUAAGCCCCCAACAGCGCUGUCAUCACACCAUCAGAAACCUCCCCCUGAUUUUGACAUGGCUGAACAGAUGAAUGAAGAGAUCAGCAACAAGUAUGUCAAAGGCAAAAAGCUCGGCGAGGGUACUUACGCCAUUGUCUACAAGGGCCAUCUUAGAUCAGAUCCGCAUCACGCAGUCGCAAUCAAGAAGUUCAAGGUGGAUCCUUCACAACAGAGGGAAGGACUGAAUGUCGAUACCAUUCGUGAAAUCAAAUAUCUGCAGGAAAUCUCUCACCCAAGCAUCGUCGCCUUGCUCGAUGUAUUUUCCUCUAAAGACCAGAAUAUCAACAUGGUCAUCGAGUACUUCCCGAACGGUAACCUCGAAGAGCUCAUCAGAGACAAGACUGUCAGCUACGGCGCUGCUGACGUCAAAGCAUGGAUGGGAAUGCUGUGUCGAGCCAUCUACUUCUGCCACUCAAACUUCGUCCUUCAUCGAGAUAUCAAACCAAACAACUUGCUCAUCGCUGCCGAUGGUGAGGUCAAGCUCGCAGAUUUUGGUCUUGCUCGGUCAUUUGGUGACCCGAGAUAUCAGAUGACCUCUGCAGUCAUCACUCUAUGGUAUCGGCCUCCAGAACUCUUGUUCGGAGCCAGACAGUACGGUGGAGCGGUCGACAUGUGGAGUAUCGGCAUGGUCUUUGCUGAGUUGCUCAUACGUCGGCCCUACGCUGCCGCAGACGUGGCGAACCAGGAAGUACUUGCCACUGGUGGAGGAACCGUCGCUCAGCUGGACAAGAUAUGUGAAGCGGUCGGGACGCCAAAUGAAGACAAUUGGCCAGGGGUCUCCAAGCUGAGGGAUUACUUUGAUCUGGAGAAGAAGAUUCCUGUCCGGGAUAAAUCCUUCUACAUGCAGAUGUUCCCAACUGCAGGAUCGGUCGGCGUUGAUCUGCUCAUGGCAAUGUUGAAACUGGAUCCACGGAAAAGAGUCACUGCAAGAGGAGCUUUGGAACAUGAGUGGUGGACGGUAGAUCCAAGACCGACUGAGAAGGAACAUCUACCCAAGCAAGGCGGCGGUGCUUCCAUGAUGGCCGCUGCCGAAGCCUCUGCGCCAGGAGCCGUGAAUGAUGAGAACAAGUACAAAGGCGUCGCGAAGAAGCUUGAUUUCGGUGGUGCACGGAAGUGA
Molecule: messenger RNA, 1266 nt
Organism: Capronia coronata CBS 617.96
Lineage: Eukaryota; Fungi; Ascomycota; Eurotiomycetes; Chaetothyriales; Herpotrichiellaceae
Product: CMGC/CDK/CDK7 protein kinase
Exons: 2
Coding region: 1-1266 (421 amino acids)
Biological process (GO): protein phosphorylation; positive regulation of transcription by RNA polymerase II
Cellular component (GO): nucleus; transcription factor TFIIK complex; cytoplasm
Molecular function (GO): RNA polymerase II CTD heptapeptide repeat kinase activity; ATP binding; cyclin-dependent protein serine/threonine kinase activity
Source: RefSeq, a predicted model, not a curated record